Messenger RNA from Perca flavescens (yellow perch), 8315 nucleotides. RefSeq names its product nuclear receptor coactivator 2 (gene ncoa2). The transcript is spliced from 22 exons. Gene Ontology annotation, biological process: positive regulation of transcription by RNA polymerase II; cellular response to hormone stimulus. Gene Ontology annotation, cellular component: nucleus. Bases 447 to 5072 code for a protein of 1541 amino acids. The record is from RefSeq and is a predicted model, not a curated record. Gene Ontology annotation, molecular function: nuclear receptor binding; protein dimerization activity. NCBI's taxonomy places the organism in Eukaryota, Metazoa, Chordata, Actinopteri, Perciformes, Percidae.
AUCUGUCAGUGGUUGUCAGAUGGAAUGUCAGCAAAUGAAUGCUGUUCAAAUAUCAAAUAUUAUCGUGUCAUCCUAACAGGUAAAUCGCCGUAGGGUUGCUUACGAACCCCGGCGGUACUGAGUUGAAGCCAUAGGUUGAUACUGCUGGAGCCCCGUGAUGUGGUUUGGUGUGGGGGAGGAUAGCAGCUACCAGCCAGAUAAACACUCAAGCAUUGGUUUGCACAGCAGGAGUAACAUGGCGGCACAGUUAGCCAGCAGAAAUGUUGUUUCACUACCGCGAAGGUCAGAGCGGCGUCUGAUAAACGGAAUUUAACAACGAGGACACAGACGAAAGUAUUACAUCCAGGGAGACGUGGAUGAUGCUUAAAGGUUUCCUAGCAUUACCGUCUUGCAGCAAUGGCCUGGGACUCUCUGGACUGAAACCAAGACGCUGAUAUGCAUUGAGGAUGAGUGGAGUCGGUGAAAACCCAUCUGACCCUGCCAGGGCAGAGUCACGAAAACGCAAAGAAUGUUCUGCCGUACUUCUAGGACCCAGUCCAAAGCGGAAUGAGAAGCGCAAUCGUGAGCACGAGAACAAAUACAUCGAAGAGCUCGCCGAGCUGAUCUUCGCCAACUUUAACGACAUCGACAACUUCAAUGUCAAGCCUGACAAAUGUGCUAUCCUGAAGGAAACUGUGAAACAGAUCAGACAAAUAAAGGAGCAAGAAAAGGCUGCAGCCGCAAACGAGGAGGAGGUGCAGAAGGCUGAUGUCUCAUCAACAGGCCAAAGUGUGAUUGACAAAGAUGCCUUGGGACCAAUGAUGCUGGAGGCACUGGACGGCUUCUUCUUUGUGGUGAACAUGGAGGGUAACAUCGUGUUUGUGUCUGAAAAUGUGACCCAGUACCUGCGCUACAACCAGGAGGAGCUGAUGAACACUAGUGUCUACAGCGUGCUGCACGUCGGGGAUCAUGCUGAGUUCAUCAAGAACCUGCUGCCCAAAUCCCUCGUGAAUGGCGUCCCAUGGUCCAGCGAGGGUCCGAGGAGGAACAGUCACACAUUCAACUGUCGGAUGCUGGUCAAUCCCCACAGCGACAACCAGGACGAGGCGCACGAGCACGAGCCUCAGCAGCAGAAAUACGAGACCAUGCAGUGUUUCGCCGUUUCGGAGCCUAAGUCCAUCAAGGAGGAAGGAGACGACUUUCAGUCGUGCCUGAUCUGUGUGGCUCGUAGGGUGCCCAUGAAGGAAAGGCCAAUGCUUCCCACGCAUGAGAGCUUCACCACGCGCCAGGACUUGCAAGGUAAGAUAACGUCCCUAGAUACCAGUCUGCUGCGGGCGUCCAUGAAGCCGGGCUGGGAGGAUCUGGUGAGGCGCUGCAUCCAGAGGUUCCACCUACAGAACGACGGAGAGAUGUCUUUUGCCAAGAGACAUCAGCAGGAAGUUCUCCGCCAUGGCCAGGCAUUCAGUCCCAUCUACCGUUUCUCCCUCUCUGAUGGAACCAUCGUGUCAGCCCACACCAAGAGUAAACUGGUGCGCUCGCCCGCCACCAAUGAACCCCAGCUCUACAUGUCCCUACACAUUCUUCAGAGGGAGCAGACAGUAUGUGGAAUGGGCCAGGACAUGGGACCUGGCAGUCAGGCCACAGGGAUGGCUCCCAAACCGAUGAACUCCUCUACUCCCUCCAUGACUCCUCCAACCCCAGGCAGUUUGCCAGGUUCAGGGCCUCAGGGCCAAGACAUUACCAUCAGCAGCAACAGCACGCCUUUUUCCUCUCCAGGCCCUGCUGGCCCCAGAGAACCAGCAGCCAUGGGGGGCCAUAUGCAGGGCUACCGUUUUGGCUGCCCCCCACCACACAACCACACUGGGGGCAUGCAACCACCACAGCAGGGCCCCAACUGGAGGAUGAACAGCCCCUCUCGCGCUAGCCCCAGUCCAGCCGGUGGGCCUCAUCCACCUCAACAGAACUCUAUGCUGUCGCCCAGGCACCGAGGAAGUCCUGGGGUGGCAGGAAGCCCUCGUGUCGCAGGAGGCCUGCACUCACCCUCCCCAGUGGGGAUGUGUGGUGGAGGGCCUGGAGGUGCAGGUAGUAGUAGCACAACGAGCACUCAUGCUAACAGCUACACUAGCAGUUCUCUGUCAGCUCUGCAGGUCCUUAGUGAGUGCCACGGUGUAGGACACGGGCAUGGGCCCCCUCAUGCACACACAUUGGGUUCUCCUGACAACAAAAUAGGCUCCCCAACUGGGGUCACACCAGGGUCAGGGGUGAACACUCAUCUGAUGUCAAAACUUGGAGGGGGCAGUGGUACUGCUGGUGCUACAGGAGACUCAUUUGGACCUCACACAGAGGUGGGUCAGGGGCACACCCAGGGCCAGACGGACAGCAACCUAGCUGAGCCCAAGGAGGAGAGGGAAGGGCCCCCUGAUGGCCACGACACUCACAAUCGUCUUCAUGACAACAAGGGCCACACCAAGCUACUGCAACUGCUCACCACCAAGCCAGAACCUCUGGAGACGCCCCUGUCCCCUGGCACGGGAGGUGAGGGUAAGGACCAGGCAGGGAUUGGGGUACGAGGUGGCCACACUGGAGGGAACAACCAUGCCACAUCCCUUAAGGAAAAACACAAGAUCCUUCACCAACUGCUUCAGAACAGUACGUCUCCAGUAGACCUGGCCAAACUCACUGCAGAGGCCACAGGCAAAGAGAUGGGCCAAGACCAAACCCAGGGUGCUGGUGGUACAGCUUCUGGUGCAGACAUUGCUCCUAAGCAGGAGCCCUUGAGCCCCAAAAAGAAGGACAAUGCCCUGCUACGCUACCUACUGGAUAAGGAUGACACUGGACUGAAGGACAAGGUCCCUAAGCUGGAGCCUGGGGAGGUGAAAGUCGAAGGGGGCAAACACCCUAAUGUCAAGACGGAGAAACAAGACACAGGAUACGACCAGGCUGAACAGUCGUCAGAGCUGGAUGACAUCCUGAACGACCUACAGAAUGCUCAGCCGCAGCUCUUCUGUGAGCCGCGGCCUGUUUCAUUGCCCAGUCCCAUGGACAAACAGAACAUCAUCAAUGACAUCCUGCAGAUGUCAGAGACUAAUCCUGCCAUGGCAGCGCAGCAGCAACACAGGGGCAUUGGGACGGGCAUGGGCCCGACGAGCUUUGCAGGUGUCAGACCAGGUCAGCCAGGCAGGGGUCUACCUGUGAGGAGCGUGUCUCUGGACAUGAAUGUGUCCCCCCAGCAGUCCUCAUUACAGUACCCCAUAAGGGCCACUAGCCCUUACACUCUUAUGCAGCAGCAACAGCAGCAAGGAAUGGUGGGAAGUCACGGCAUGAUGGCUAACCAAGUCGGUAUAGUGAACACAGGACUGAUGGCUCCAGGUGGUCCACGGCCAGGCAUGCAGCAGCAGCAGGAGGGCUGGGUGGGUUCAGCCUCUGCGCCUCCUUUGGGAGCACCUGGUCCUGGGCAGCAAGGUCCCAUGCAGGGCAGGAUGGGGCUGAACGGUGCUCCCAUGAGGCCCAACAGCCAGCCAGGCCCCCGACAGAUGCUCCAUUCCCCAAUGAUGGCCAAUGCCCAACCUGAUAUGGAUAUUGGUAUGGUCAGCCAUCAUUUCUCCCAACAACAGGCUCCGCCCAACCAGACAGCCCCCUGGCCAGACAGCAUGAUGCCCAUCGACCAGACAGCUUUUGUAAACCAGACCAGGCCGGUGCACUCCGUGCCUCAGGAUGAACUGCUGUGUAGUACUGGGCACGGCUCUGUUGAUGGCAGUGCAGUAGACGAGGGGGCUCUGAUGUCCCAGCUGUACACUGCACUAAAAGAUUUUGAUGGCCUGGAGGAGAUUGAUCGUGCUCUGGGGAUCCCUGCUCUGGUAGAACAAAACCAAUCACUGGAGCCGGACCAGUUCUCCCAGGACCCCUCCAUGAUGAUAGACCAAAAGCCCCCCAUGUAUACACAGCAAUUUGGUCCCCCACAAUCCCACAUGACCCAAAGGGGCUACCCUGGUGCCCCCAUGCAAGAACCAGGUUUUCACCCCAUGGCUGGCCAGAUAGGUCCACGCCCGGGUUACCCCAUGAUGAGGAUGCAGGCCCGGCCGGGUCUCAGGCCCACUGGGGUCGUCCCCAAUCAGCCCAACGCACUGCGACUACAGCUCCAGCACCGGCUACAGUCACAGCAGAACCGUCAGCCAAUGAUGACUCAGAUGAGUAGUGUGUCAAAUGUGAACCUACCUCUUAGAGCCAGUGCUCCAAACCAGGGGACCAUCAAUGCUCAGAUGUUGGCACAGCAUCAGCGGCAGCUGCUGAGUAAUCACCUGAGACAGAGGCAGCAGCAGGCCCAGCAGGUCCAGCAGCAAAGGAGCAUGGCCAUGAGGGCCCAGGGCCUCAACCUGCCUCCCAACAUGGCCGCCGGAGGCAUGAGUAACCCCAGGAUGCCCCAGGCCAACCCCCAGCAGUUCCCCUACCCGCCCAGCUACGGUACCAGUACAGGCCUGGCCUCAUCACCUCCCCCUACCAGCCCCUUCUCCUCCCCUCUCUCCCCCAGCCUGCCCUCUCUCCCCCCCAACCCUCAGCUCCAUAUGCAUGGCACCUCCUCUUCCUCCACCUCCUCCUCCUCCCAGAUGAUGAUGGGAAACACAAACAUGAUGGGCGGACAGUACGGGGCAGUACUCAGCCCCCAAAUGCAGCACAGUGCCUUUCAGUUUCCCAACUCAGGUAUGAGCCAACAGGCAGACGGAGGCUUUGGAGGUCCCGGCACACCACAGAGCCCCCUGCUUUCUCCUCGCAUGGCCCACACACAGUCCCCAAUGAUGCAGCAGGGCCAAGGAAAUCCUGCUUUCCAGGGCUCCCCUGACAUGAAUGGCUGGCCACAGGGCAACAUGGGAGGCAACAGUAUGUUCUCACAGCAGCAAGCAUCACCACAGUUCACCCAGCAGAGUAACAGCAACAUGUACAACGGCAAUGGCAUGAACCUCAACAACGUCUCCAUGGCCAGCAACAUGGCAACCAGCAGCAUGGGCCAGAUGGCCGGACAGAUGAGUGUCACAUCCAUGGCCUCAGGGCCCUCACCCGGCUUGCCCUCCAUGGGGCAAGAACAGAAGUACUGUUGACCCUCAUGGAGGUCUUAACCUGAACCUCAGUGAUCAGCUGGAGCAAGGAGCGAGUCGGCCCUUUAAAAAUUGUACAAACAUGUAACCAACCGACUGCCCCCUUGGACCAGCCAGGUUGUGCCCUGACCCCGUAUCCCCAGCCCAAGUUUGCCGUCUGUCCCAGCUGGGCCUCCUCGACAGAGCCUGUCCCUGAACAGACCCAGGAGAGUGAAGAGGGCUGGGGAAGGAUGGAGGAUCUCUGUCCAACAUGCCUAACCCUCCUGGAGGAGAGCCUCGUGAUAAGCCAGUCUGUCUGCCUGUCCAGCUGCAUUCACCGUAGUGUGACUUAUUGUAGGACUCCUGGUGGGGGACACUGACCUUAGGGGGCAGCAGUGGGUGGGAUCCCUUGUUCUGAUGAAUGUAUUCCUCUCAGUGGACAGCGGCCAUUUACAAUCUCAUCUCAAAAAUGACAUACACUGAUUUUUCUUUUAUGUCCUACCUUGCUCACACAUUUGUGACAUUUCCACAUAGUUCCAAGAUGGCAGCAAAGACUCCAAGUUGUUUAAAUUUAUGGAUGGAGCUCAAACACUUAGCCGGUUUUGCCUUUUUGCUGUUCUUUAUUUUAUUAUUUUAGUUGUUGUUUUUUCUUGUUGUGAGAAUUAAGAUGUAGAAUGAAGAUAUGGUUGAAAAAACUGAUCUUGAAAAACACUGCAGAAGAAUGGUUUGAGUGGAAUGGUGAGUUGUAUGAUUAGACUAAUUUAGUCAAGAGGUUUAUAUAGUGUAUUAAAUUAAGUUUUAUUUUUCUGUAUAGAUUAAUUUAAUUAUUGUAGAUGAUACUUUAUCCUAGUAGCAACAUGAAAAAGAUUUCUAAAAGUGUGAAAGAGGCACUUUUUUUAUCAUUUUAACUGUAAUGGUUGUAUUCUUUCUGAGAAGAUUCUUCUAUUAACCUGAAUAAUGGAUUAUACUUUGGUCCUGUAGUUUCAGAAGAAGAUGUCAAAAUCAUAUAUGGUUUUAAAAUGAAUUACAGAGAUUGUACAUACCAAUAAGUAAAACAUUUUCGUUCCUAUUUAUUUUAUUCCUUAGGGUUUGGUUCCCCCGUCUGGUCACAACUGCCUCUUGAAGCGGAGCAGGGUUUUUCUUUUUCGUUUUUGUUUUAGGGACGUGGAGUGGGAGUCUUCACGUUCAGAUGUUCUGGUACGAUGCAGACGGGUGGGGGUGGGAGGGGUUGUAAGGGGGUGUGCUGUGUAUACAGUGUACAGAUUAACGCUUGCUUCUCUGCCUUUAGCAUAGAACACCACAAAAAAAAAAAAAAAAACAAAUACAAAAUUCAACACAGCCAUACAAUAACUCAAAAAAAUAACAGAAGUGUGCUUUCUAUGUUGUCUGGAGUGAAAAAUGCUUCAUACAAGCUGCUAGGUGCAAACUGUUCUGGUGUGAUGUAAACAAGCAAUAACGAUUACUUGAGAAUCUCUUUUUUUUUUUUUUUUUUUUUUUUUUUUUGUAAUUUUUGUACAGUUUCCUGAAUAAAAAGGAUACAUUUUUGCUCCACGUUUGGAUGCAGUAUUAAACACAGUUUUUUAUUGCAGUUUGUACCAAGAAAGUCUACAUCCACCCACACAGUGUUCCCAUUAGAUUAUGCAGCAUUGGCUGAGGCCUGGAGAGGGAAGUAGUUUGUGAUCCCCUUGUUGACACGCACCCUCUCUGCCUCCAGCCACUCCUCUAUAGCAGAGGUCAGAGUUAAGACUGCACGCUUCAUGAGACCUGCUCUGACAGACACUUAGCCAUAUUUUAUGACCUCAGGCAGUUCAACUAUAAAGUGUUCAGUAAUGACAUGCUAUUCUUGUGCCCCAGUAGGGGUGGGUUUGACCUCACAAGAUCUAAAGCAACUCAUCUUCUCUAACCUCAAAAGUACAUUUUUCUCAAAAACAACACUUUUUAUAUCAAACUAUUUUAACCCAGGACAAACUUGGAGCAAGCCAAAUAAUCCUCACUUUUCAAAUUGGAUUUCUGAAUUCUACCAGCUUUUAUUUUCGUAGUGAGAGACGACCUGUUGGUUAGCAUGCUUUGAGGCCCACAGAAAAUAAAUGUAUGAUGUCACUUAGCAGGGUCCUAAAGUGGAUGGUUGCAGCAUAAAACAGGAAGAAUCAUUCUGAAUGUAUUGUCAUUAAAGGCCUAUGUUGGUGACUGAUGGUGUUUAUCUCAACAUGUUGACAAGGUGGUGGUGUACACUUACACCAUGCUCUUCUCGGCAUUUAGAUAGAAAGUUUCCCGCUGUUGCUUCUUUUUGCCUCUUGUGUAAAGGAAAUUUGAAGCUGUAGCGAGUCAUCUUUGUGUCGAAAGUCUGCAUUAAUGUUUUGGUUGUCAUCAUUGCAGAUGUCCUGCAGUUGUCUUGCUGUAGGCCUACAGGAGAUCACACUUUUUUUUUGAUAAAUGCUGUUUUGAUUGUAUCAUACAGUCGCGCAGAACAAGCCUUUUUGAGUCAUUUAAAAUGAUUCACAGCCCUUUGAAAAUUUCCAAAGAUUGUCAAGAUUUUGAAAAGAUUUAAAGCCAUGUGGUAGCAAUGCAUUUUUUUUAGCAUUUAUAAUGAGGACAGGUGCAAAUAAAUGAUUUUUGCCCCUAACAAAUAUCCAGGCUUUGGACCCACUAAACGAAAAAUAUUUUUUGUUUUUAACUCAUGGUUUUAAAAAACUUUAAAUGCCCUUUUGUAUUGUCUGCCAAUUUCUUAGAGCUAAGAUGCAACCUUGAAAUGCUACAAACCCUAGCAUAAUGCCUUAGAUUUCGUCCGUUCUCCUUCUUGUACAUUACACCCCUGUCUGUAUAAAUUUGUAUAAUGACUUGUGUAUAAUAUGGGUGCAUCAUAGCUCAACUCAGUUGCUGGAGACUCAGUCCCAGUUGAACUCUCAUCAUUGCUCUCUGUUCUGUGUUGGGUUGAAGACUCUUGUUAUUUCUUUUCCCCUCCCACUGUUUGUAUGGAAAAGAUGAUACAUAUGGAUAUUGAAGCAAUAUGUAAUAUACUAUAUGGACUUUCUGAAGAAAGCUUACUGUUGUGUUUUCCCCAAAUAUUUUUUUUCUUCUGCAUUGUUCACAGGAAUCACACUGUAUACCCGCAUCCACCUUUGUACCCCUAGUGUGUGUGUGAGCGUUUUAUGCAAAAUUAGAUAUACAAGAGAAGUUAAAACCACAGUUAUGCAAGUUGUGAACUAAUAUGGCUUCGCUGAUGCUAUUUGCCUUGUAAAUAAAGAAUUAUGUUAUUGCAGUAUUUAA